UAAAAUACAAAAACUAAAGAAAAUAAAAACAAACUUACUUGUUAAAAAGUGUUUAGACAAAAUAAAAUAUGAUAAAUAAAUUGUCUGGUUUGUGAAUUAAAUGAAAUAAACAUAAUAGAACAAUAAUUGGCGCAAAGAACUGGGGCAGGUCACCCUUAUUUUCUUAUCUAUUGUAUUAUUUGCAAUCAAUUAAAACCCAAAACAAACUUCUAAUAAAAAUGGCAUUGACGGUUGUUAAAUAUCGUAAAACAGCUUCUGGCGAAACUACAGCAGCAACUCCAGCGAUAUUAAUAAAAAAGAAAUUGCCGUCAGCAUCUUUAGGAACACAAAUAAAACAAGAGUUAACGGAGGAUAAUACAAAGAAACCUAUAAUAAAAAUUGAAGGUUCUACUGGUUUGGUUAUCAAUAAAAUACCAGCUAUUAUAAAGCCAGCUACUAUGAAACGCGUUGGAGUGGCCAUGGGAGAACCCGCUUUUAAAUCUACAAAAUAUUCUUUACAAACUGUAGCCUCCACGGGCACACCAUUGACCAGUUUUCAAUGGCAACAGACUAUAGGCAAUGCAAAUGCCGCUAAUGCUAAGAAACAACAACAACAGCAACUAGGAGCAGCCAUUAGCUCGCUACCACCGAAUACCAUUAUAAAAGCUACUUCAGCUCCUAACAAUAAUCAAAUCCUACACACCGCUAACGGUACGUCCUCCAUAUUAUCAAAUUCUCUUAAUACAACCGCCUCUACUAUGCAAAUAAGACCACGUCCCACUAUUUUCAUUAAACGUGAAGUACCUAAACGCACCAUACGUACGGUAACACUUGAGCUUAUCGAAAAGAAUCCUCAUAUACAUUUGGGUCUGCAUACUACCCGUUUACCUUUACUUAAAAAUGUCAUUUGUACCCGGGCCAAUAUCACUUUGGUAGAUUGUUAUUUAACUCUAAAGAAAUUAAAACAAAAUGAAGAUUUCUCUUUGCUGGCGGAAUAUUUUGAAUUGACUGAAGGUGAAGUUCAGCAAAUAUUUGCCAAGACAGUGGUUAAAUUAGCACGUUAUUUGCGUUUUCUGAUACGUUGGCCUGAUAGUAAGAAAUACUAUGAUAGGCAUAAAAAUUUACCUUUUGCAUUUAGGCAAAAUCUUUCUCAUGUCCAGUCGUUGAUUGAGUGUGUGGAAACAGAUAUGCCAUCUAGUCCAUUGCAGAUUGAUUGUACAAACUAUAAGUUUAUUUUGAGCAUUAAUACAAAUGGUAAGUAUGAGUGAAUGAUU
Molecule: messenger RNA, 1253 nt
Organism: Lucilia cuprina (Australian sheep blowfly)
Lineage: Eukaryota; Metazoa; Arthropoda; Insecta; Diptera; Calliphoridae
Gene: Camp
Exons: 3
Coding region: 219-1247 (342 amino acids)
Source: RefSeq, a predicted model, not a curated record